GAACAGAUUAAACUUAAGUAUAAAUUUGCUUGGUAAAUUACCGAUAGAAUAUCAUAGCAUUGAUUGUCAUUUAACUGCGAGUCUAUUCUAUGUAAAUGACGCAAUCAAAAAAUGGAUCGAUUUCAUGGAAAGACAAUGUAAAGGUGUAUUUAGAUGAUUAUAACAGUGACCUAAAUUUUGUCAUAGAAGAAGAUGGAUUAACUGGUUCCUGUUUGCAUAAAGAUGGCUUUGAGUUCAUUUGGGCCGGAGCUAGAGCUACACAUGGCGUAUCAAGGGGAAAGAACAAGUCCAUUUCUUGAUGACCUCCUUCCACCAGAACCACCUGCACUUCUUCAAGAACUGCCAGCUGAUGACGUCAUGAGGGAUUUCCAUGAUGAUGACACUGCAGAGACCUCAACCAAUCCCACUAUGCUUGUGCCUGCUAUGGUUAAUGCAAUGUUUCCACUUGUAAGCAACACUCUUUCACAGGAGAAUGAAGAUACUAGUAAUGAAAUAUUUCCACAAAGUGGACGACUACCUCCAAAUAACAACCCAGUGUCUUCACAAGGAUUAUUAUCCAGAGAUGAACGAGCUGCUUCCCUAAAUACUCAUAUUAAUGUUUGCUGUGAUCGCUUGGGUAAAGCUGUACGUCUGAGAUUACAGGAAAUAAAUGGCAUUUUGAAAGAUGAUAAAUUAAAAACAACUUUAUAAACAAA
Molecule: messenger RNA, 695 nt
Organism: Xenia sp. Carnegie-2017
Lineage: Eukaryota; Metazoa; Cnidaria; Anthozoa; Malacalcyonacea; Xeniidae
Exons: 5
Coding region: 223-690 (155 amino acids)
Source: RefSeq, a predicted model, not a curated record